Molecule: messenger RNA, 1675 nt
Organism: Scatophagus argus
Lineage: Eukaryota; Metazoa; Chordata; Actinopteri; Scatophagidae
Product: transmembrane protein 158
Exons: 1
Coding region: 385-1086 (233 amino acids)
Source: RefSeq, a predicted model, not a curated record
GCUCUCCGCUCGUCACUCCUCUGUGCUACAGUGCUUGGCGCUCACACCUGAAGUGACAGAGCUGUGGUGAAGGCAGCGCACAGUGCAGCUCAGCCUGAUGCUUCUACAAAGCGUCAGCAGGGCACAUUUGGAGAGCAAGUCAGAAGGAGGGGGGGGGUAUCCAAAGGGAGGGGAGGGGAUGCGCGCAUGUGACAGGCUUUUGGACGUUCUCAUUUGUAUCAGUCGGUCAGGGAGUUCAGUCUGUCCGUCGGGAGCUGCGUUUUGAAUAAAAGAGAAAAAAAAAAAUCAACGGGGACUUGCAUUUUCUAACAUUGCACGCCUCGUCCUCGUCUCUCCUGCAGAUCGUCACAGCACCAUGCGAGCAGGAGAGACGCGCCCUGUGCCAUGCUGAACGACUCUCCGACUCUCCUGCUGGCUCUGACCGCGGUGGCCGGACUUCUCCAGCGAUGCCAAGGCUGGAGCGACGAAGACCUCCUCCUGCCGCCCAUCAACUCCUCCAACAGGUUUCUGGCCAACCUGGAGGUGGACGUGCGCUUCUCCAAGAGGUCCGUGGAGGAGAGCGACGCCUCGCCCGACGCCUCCUCCCUGCAGACUCUGUCCCAGUGCAACGUGAGCGUCCAGAGACUCCUGCCCACGUCGCUGGUGGCCCGCUGGGACAGCAGCUUCGGCUUCCAGUGUGAUGUGCUCAUCUACACCACCAACAAUCACGGGAGAGCUUUUUUCUCGGCGUCUUUCAACAGGGCCAUCUCGCCCGUCGUCAUCGAGCACCUCGGGGUCACUGGGGGUCAGCAGGAGUUGCGUCUGUGCGUGGGCUGCGGGAUGUCCCGGUACCGGAGGUUUGGUCAGGGCAGGUCGAGGGGCCAGCAGACCGGGGAUCAGGUCAGUUUCUGCUGCGUGGAUUUCAGCCUCGACGAGCUGAAGGGGGACAAAAGUUGGAGGCUGAAUAGAAAGCCAAUCGAGUCGACACUUGUGGCUUGUUUCAUGACUUUGGUCAUCAUCGUGUGGAGUGUUGCUGCUCUCAUAUGGCCGGUCCCGAUCAUUGCAGGAUUUCUGCCCAAUGGGAUGGAGCAGAGGAGACCGAGAUAAUUAAAAUAAUCUUUAUUAUUAUAAUUAGCCUGUGCUGCCUAUACUAUAAUUGUAGCCAUUCAACUGUUGACCUGAAUGAGUGACUGCGGAGCUUUGGAGGACUUUCUGAUCAAAUGCUUUAGUUUUGGGUGUUCUCUAACCUUUAUUAGACCUCCUCCUCAUUAGGACAACCAAGGUAAAGUAUGAUAAGUUAUACUAGCCAAUAAAAAUCUAUACUGGGACCAACACCAAUGUGUUUUGUAUACCCUUGUAGGCCUUCCUAUAGAUUAUGUCAGCGUAAACUGUGCAAACUUUUCUCUUUAAACAGUGUUUGUAUAAUUUUUAAUCUUUCUAGAAAGUUUUUUGCCUUAUCCCAUGUGUAGGACUUUUGCACUGAAAAACUGAACUUUGAAGUGUGCCGUCAUAUAUAUAACCUAUAGUCAUGUUCAGAGUAAAUGUGGUAGUUUUUUUUUCCCAGAUACAUUCUGAAAAAUAGCCGUUUAUAUUGUUAGAUUUAUAAUGUCAAGUAUAUGCGUGCUUAUUUGUAUUCAUGUUAAAUUGAAAUAAAAUUGAUUAUAGGCUAUAACCCGGAUUCUCUCUGACCUGUUCU